AUGACGCGGCCGGAUGAAAAACCAGAUGUUAAAUUUCAGAUUGGAACUACGAAAGCACUCCAUCAGCUUAUGUUUAUCUGGGCCGAACUACGCCGGCGAGUACUCGCAGCACUAAGCCUUGUUAAAGAAAUACCUGCCCACCCGUUCAUAGUAUCACCAGGCCCCGAAUUAUGUCACUCCAACGGGGAGCCGAAAAUGAGAACAAGCCUCCAGGAAGCUCGAGCGAUGCUAAAAGAUAAUGUUGAACGAUUGGAUAGCCUCACCGAAAAGACAAAGGCCCUGAACAGUCUGGUUUUCAACUUAGCAAAUCUGCACGACUCUCGUGCAGCAGUUGAAGAAGCAAGAGCUGCUAAUGCCGUCGCAACAAGCCUUCAGCGCAUCACUUCAUUGACCUUUGUCUACUUGCCCAUCACACUAGCCGCUACGAUAUACGGGAUGAACCUGAGCCCGAUAACCGGUGAUGAGGGACAAAAAGGGAUUUGGGCCUUCUUCGCCGUUAGUGCGGGACUACUAGUGGUGACUAUCGGGGUAUUGGGUAUCUGGAUUUGGAAGAGUCAGAUUGUAGGGUGGUUUAAACAUGGGCACAGGGGGAAAUCUAAGGUUGAACUUUACCAACAAGAGAAGAAUAUAGCGCUCGCAGAGCCAUAG
Messenger RNA from Orbilia oligospora ATCC 24927, 648 nucleotides. RefSeq lists its product as uncharacterized. Bases 1 to 648 code for a protein of 215 amino acids. Lineage: Eukaryota; Fungi; Ascomycota; Orbiliomycetes; Orbiliales; Orbiliaceae. Gene Ontology annotation, cellular component: membrane. The transcript is spliced from 3 exons. Gene Ontology annotation, biological process: metal ion transport; transmembrane transport. The record is from RefSeq and is a predicted model, not a curated record. Gene Ontology annotation, molecular function: metal ion transmembrane transporter activity.